AAGAACACCCGCGUUUUUUCGAACCCACAAGUGCCCCCUCUAUAUAUAGAAUACAUUUUUGUAGAUACAUCCAUCAUCCACAUCUCUUCUUCAAUCUCUAUACACUAAUCGAUUCUCGUUAAUAAGAGCAUCACACCAUCACUUGUGAAUCAUAGACUCUCUCUCUGCGAUUGUUCAACGAGUUCUCACUUCGUUGCUUUUGUUCAGUUGGGGUUUCAUUCGGCUAGGGUUCAUUUUCGGACUAUGGAAGAGCCGAACCCCUGUAACUAGAGUUUUGCAUCGGCGGUGAUGGGGAAGAGGAACGCCAUUGUUGUGUCUUCAUCAGACGACGACGACGAUAAAAACUUGUCGUUGGGUUCGAAUUUGAGCCAUUCGAAGCCCAAAUCAAGAGCUUCCUCAGUUCCUCGAGCAAGUAGUAGAAGGUCCAAGAAGACUCGCCUCUCGGAUUCUUAUGCCAUAUCGUCUAGAGAAUCGAAUGGAUUUGAUGAGAUCAAACUGUUCUGUGAGGAUUUUGAUGAUGGGUUCAGUGGUUUCAAGAUAUCUACUGGUUCUGCAAGGAGCAAUAGGAAGGACCUAUGGGUCGAUAAAUAUAAGCCCCGUUCCUUGGAAGAGCUUGCUGUGCACAAAAAGAAGGUUGAAGAAGUUAAACUGUGGUUUGAGGAAAAAUUGAGAAAGCAAAAGGAGGAAUUUUGUAAUAAUGUCCUUCUCAUCACUGGACAUGCUGGAGUUGGAAAAUCUGCGACUGUCCAUGUGAUUGCAUCUCAUCUUGGAGCCACAGUAUGUGAAUGGGAGACACCCAUUCCAACAAUUUGGCAGGAACAUUUGCAUAACUCCAAUUCAGGGAUGCACUACACAUCGAAGUUGGAUGAGUUUGAAAAUUUUGUUGAGAGGAUAAGGAAGUAUGGACUAAUUCCCUCGUCCUUCAAUGGAGGAUCACAAACAUCAAACAUACUCUUAAUUGAUGAUCUUCCCCUGGCAAAUGGGAAAGUUGCUUAUGAAAGACUAAACAGGUGUUUGCAUCUCCUUGUGCAAUCUGCUCUAAUUCCAACAGUUAUAUUGAUCACCGAAUGUGGUAAGGAUGAGUCUUCAGACCACAGCCCACGGAACUUGGAAGAGCUUCAGUUGUCUCUUCAGAGAGCUGGUGCUUGUAAGGUGGCUUUCAAUCCUAUUACAGUAAAUUCCAUUAAGAAGACGCUUUCUAGAUUAUGCAGAGAAGAGCACUGUAAUGUGGAUGCUGAACAGGUAGAUCUAAUAGCAAGAGCGAGUGGAGGUGAUAUCAGACAUGCGAUUACAUCUUUACAGUACUUCUGCGUGAAACCGCACCUGAGGCGUUCUUUAACAUUUUCCAGUGGUACUCCCACUUAUUUGAAAGAAAGAUCGGAUGAGAUCAAUCGUUUAGAUGAUGGAUUUUCUUUACCAUUAGGUAGAGAAAUGAAAACUCUUUCCCUCUUUCAUGCCCUGGGAAAAUUUCUUCAUAACAAAAGAGAGACAGAAAGUUCAAUUUCAUUGGACCACAAUGCAUUUCUUUUGAAGGAGAGAUUUGCUAGACUUCCAUUGAAAAUGGAUGCUCCAGAAAAAGUUCUUUGUAAAUCACAUGGGCAAGCAAGGCCUGUCGCUGAUUUUCUACAUGAAAAUGUUCUAGAUUUCCUGAGUGAGGAAGCUAUGGAUGAUGCAUGGGUUGUGACUUCAUACUUGAGUGAUGCUGAUUUCCUUCUUGCUUCACUAAGUGGAAUGCGAAGCAGAAAUUAUGAGGCAGAGAAUAUUGUACAAUCUUCUGCUGCUUCAGUUUCUGUGCGAGGUGUGCUAUUUGGAAAUUUUCAUCCAUCACCUUCCAGGUGGCAUGCAAUUCGACGUCCAAGGCUCUGGCAGGUUGAGCAAUCAUUACGGCACAAUAAGUUGAAUAUGGUAAGCCAAAGAUGUGUUGCUUAUGAUGGCCUGAGCUUAUCUGACUUGUCGGUUGUUGCUACCGAGUUUAAACCCGUCCUUAAAUGGCUUGGAUUUAGAGAAUCUGAAGGUCGAGAGGCUCAACUUGCAUCAACAAAGGAUAACAUGUUGAAUGAUGACAGCUUUGAUGGCACUAGCUUGGACAACGAAGUUAAUGAAACUACCGAUGAUGAAAUAGAAGAUUGGUGAGUCCUAGCAAAUGAUCUAGGAAAUUUGGGAUGAGAUCUGGAUUUCUCAUAUGUAAAUUUUGUAAAAUGGUGAUUUUGUUUUUUGGCUAGUAAAAUGGUUGUCAGACGUUAUGGCUUUCAAUUCCAUAUUUUUUUGGAAUGUCCAAGUGCAAUGCCAUUCUCAAAUUUAAAAUUUAUAGUUGCUUUCUUCAGUUCCGGGCCUUGUAAAAUAGUGUGUUCUUUUUGUCUGGACUGGCAUAUUUUACGAAGUCUAAAUUUAGUUAAAUAUAUUGCUAUA
This is a messenger RNA of Camellia sinensis, 2409 nucleotides long. It is a transcript of the gene ATRAD17, whose product is annotated as RADIATION SENSITIVE 17. The record is from RefSeq and is a predicted model, not a curated record. Gene Ontology annotation, molecular function: ATP hydrolysis activity; chromatin binding; DNA clamp loader activity. Gene Ontology annotation, biological process: mitotic DNA replication checkpoint signaling; DNA damage checkpoint signaling; DNA repair. NCBI's taxonomy places the organism in Eukaryota, Viridiplantae, Streptophyta, Magnoliopsida, Ericales, Theaceae.